Molecule: messenger RNA, 608 nt
Organism: Apodemus sylvaticus (European woodmouse)
Lineage: Eukaryota; Metazoa; Chordata; Mammalia; Rodentia; Muridae
Gene: Rnf7
Product: ring finger protein 7
Exons: 3
Coding region: 51-392 (113 amino acids)
Biological process (GO): protein ubiquitination; anaphase-promoting complex-dependent catabolic process
Cellular component (GO): anaphase-promoting complex; nucleus; Cul5-RING ubiquitin ligase complex
Molecular function (GO): cullin family protein binding; ubiquitin protein ligase activity; zinc ion binding
Source: RefSeq, a predicted model, not a curated record
ACCUCCCGCCUCCGCGCCCAACGUCCGCGUCGCCGUUCUGCGCCGCCGCCAUGGCCGACGUGGAGGACGGCGAAGAACCCUGCGUCCUUUCCUCGCACUCCGGGAGCGCAGGCUCCAAGUCGGGAGGCGACAAAAUGUUCUCCCUCAAGAAGUGGAACGCCGUAGCCAUGUGGAGCUGGGACGUUGAGUGUGAUACCUGCGCCAUCUGCAGGGUCCAGGUGAUGGAUGCCUGUCUCAGAUGUCAAGCUGAGAACAAGCAGGAGGACUGUGUUGUGGUCUGGGGAGAAUGUAACCAUUCGUUCCACAACUGCUGCAUGUCCCUGUGGGUGAAACAGAACAACCGCUGCCCUCUGUGCCAGCAGGACUGGGUGGUCCAAAGAAUCGGCAAGUGAGAGGUGGUACAGACUCGCCUGGUGUGGCUGGUGACCCUGGACAACCUUGCCAUCCAGUUACUGGACAAAGACUAGACACUCCAGGGAAUUCAUCCUUCAGAUGGAGAGGGUACGGGGCAGCCUUUGAGGCUCACCCAAGGUUUAUCAUAUUGUCUGUUUAAUUUUGGGAAAUUCUCUACAAUUAAGAAGAUAAUUUAUUAAAAAUGGCUUUUCCUA